Molecule: messenger RNA, 408 nt
Organism: Brenthis ino (lesser marbled fritillary)
Lineage: Eukaryota; Metazoa; Arthropoda; Insecta; Lepidoptera; Nymphalidae
Source: the annotation of a GenBank genome assembly
AUGGUUUUCGUUUCACGUCUACUUCAAAAUGAAUCUGUAACAUUUAAUGAUGUUUUGCUGACUGAUUUCAGCGAGCCCGCCAAUACAACAAAGACUAGCCAACUGGCAGAAGAUUAUUAUGGUGCACACAGUGCACUCCUUAUUCCUUUGACUCUUAUAUUCCGAUGGGGUGAUAAUUCGACACGACCGGUCAUACACCACCGACUGCCCAACAUCGGGUUGUUACUUAGACUUUCAAAACAGAAAGACUCAAUAACUAAACUUUGCCCGACCCGGGACUCAAAUCCCAGGACCUCCGGAUCUGCAGCCGUACAAGCUAGCCACAAAGCUACCGAGGUAGUCAAACAUUUAAUAUCAAAACUUUCGAAUCCAUAUAUCGAAGACCGUAUCAAGUUAUUGAAAAAAGAA